AUGACUAUUAAAGAUUUUUUUAUAAAACUUACAACUAGAGAACUAUCCUCCAAGUAUAAUAUUGAUAUUAUUAAUUUGGAAGCAAUAGAGCGUAUUGAAAUAAGCAAGACCCAGAAUGCAGCUAUAAUUAAA
Messenger RNA from Scutellospora calospora, 132 nucleotides. The record is from the annotation of a GenBank genome assembly. NCBI's taxonomy places the organism in Eukaryota, Fungi, Glomeromycota, Glomeromycetes, Diversisporales, Gigasporaceae.